Molecule: messenger RNA, 3069 nt
Organism: Erpetoichthys calabaricus (reedfish)
Lineage: Eukaryota; Metazoa; Chordata; Cladistia; Polypteriformes; Polypteridae
Product: secreted frizzled-related protein 4-like
Exons: 6
Coding region: 819-1829 (336 amino acids)
Biological process (GO): non-canonical Wnt signaling pathway; canonical Wnt signaling pathway
Cellular component (GO): cytoplasm
Molecular function (GO): Wnt-protein binding
Source: RefSeq, a predicted model, not a curated record
AGUGCACAAGCCAAUAGAUAAAGCUGGAGAUGAGUGGUGGUGAAGUAACUGUAAAUGUGCUUUUAUCGGUAUACUUCUGUUUUGUUUAAAAUGUGCGAUAUACUAUAUGGGGGUGGUUAUUUACUUGGCCAAUGUCGUUCUUCCUUACACAGUCCAAUUCUGCGUAGUUUACGCGGUUUUCCUUCAUUACAGUCCAUUAAAAUAACCGUCCUUGAAGGAUACGGUCCUAUGGAAACGCAGUAAAUAUGAUAGCGGGUUAAACAGGUAACAGUGUGAGCAUAACCGGCAUUUUUACUUUUAAGACUAUUCUGCUGUUAUGAAACACCGUCUGGGAAAACGUAUUGUAUAUUGCUUCACUAGAUCAGACUACUUCUCUCUGUCAGAACUGCGCAGGUAAGCCUAUUCAGUUUGGCAUAAGAUUGAUGAAACUUACAUUGGGAUACGGAAUAUUUAGUGGAGUUCUCUAGGGAUUAAAAGUGAUUCGGAUGAUGUCAUGUGUCUGGAAAAUAAUACAUGAUGCGGCCAAAAAGAAAUGGAAAGAUCCCGCGUCACUUGCGGUGUUGGUAUUCGUCCCACGUUAAAUCAUGUCUUAUAAUUUCAAUGAACGGGCUUCCCUUCACUCACCCUGCGUUGCAGGCGGACAGCUCCUCCCGAAUAUAAAAAGCUCAAAGGGUGACCAUCCUCAGAUAUUUCAUCAACCUGUUGUCUUGGUGGAAUUUAUUGAACUUGCGUGGUUACAAGCAAGAAAAUAGACGUUGCUCACUUUAGUGGCUUUGAACCCAAGGCAAGUGCUCCACAUCAGAAGGUAAUACGAGGAGAUGCAUUCCGCAGUGGCCGUAGUAUUUGUGCUGCUCAGCGGCAACGCGCUGGUUCAAGGUGGCCCGUGCGAGCCCGUGAGAAUCCCUAUGUGUCAUUCCAUGCCUUGGAACAUCACCCGGAUGCCCAAUCACCUGCAUCACAGUACCCAGGAAAACGCCAUCCUUGCAAUCGAGCAAUACGAAGAACUGGUGAACACUGAAUGCAGCACUGAUCUGCGCUUCUUCCUAUGUGCCGUGUAUGCGCCCAUAUGCACGAUCGAGUUCAUGCACGAUCCCAUUAAACCCUGCAAGUCGCUGUGCCAAAGAGCCCGCGACGGUUGUGAGCCUAUAAUGAGGCAGUACAAUCACAACUGGCCGGAGAGCCUGGCGUGCGAUGACCUGCCGGUGUACGAGAGAGGUGUGUGUAUCUCCCCGGAAGCGAUCGUCACAGAAUUACCUGAAGAUGCGAAGUGGGAUGACAUUUUUACACAUUUGUUGUUAGGAGCAGAUCGCGACUGCACAGACUGGACACCAGAUUGUAACUGCAAAAAGAUUAAGCUAACAGCAGCUACAUAUCUGGAAAGAAAAUACAGCUAUGUUAUUCGUGCCAGUUUUAGAGAAGUCCGAAUGAGCUGCAAUGACAAUACAACUAUAGUGGAAGUGAAGGAGAUAUUAAAGUCAACAAGCCCGAUCAAACAUGGUCCUGUUAACUUGAUAACAAAUUCUUCCUGUCCAUGUCCGGAACAUCUGCCUAAAGAGGAUGCACUCAUAAUGUGUUAUGAGUUGGACUCUCGACUGAUGCUGCUUGAAGAAUGUGUUGUUGACAAAUGGCACAACAAUUUCAUAAUGAAAUUUAAGCGUUUUGAACAAAGACUACAAGAGCAGCAGCAGCGAGGUAGUCAAAAUAAAAAUGCUCCUCGUAGUGGACGCAACCCAAAAAUUAUGAAAGCGACACACUCAGACCCUGGUAAUCCCAAAAGAAAUAACAAAAACAAAAACAAUCAAAAGCCUGCAAAAACAAGGAAGCAAUGAGCACAAUAUGUGGAGGAAAAUGUGGGACUUUAUUGCAUGAUGGUUCAAAAACUGGCAUGAAAAACCAGCAUCAGUCCAUCAAUAUGGCUUGCAGUGCUCUAAUUCUGUUUCCUGCUGCUUUUUAAAUUACUGCCAUUGACUGUGGUUUUCCACUUUUAUAUUCCAUAUAUCAAGUUUUUCUUGAUUUAAUAACCAGUAACAACAUAUUAUCUGCAAAUUGACAUAAUGACAAUAUCAGGCUGAUAGCAUAUUCAUAAUUUUUACUCAAUCCUGUGUGUUAGAUAAACGUGGAAAAUCUCUUUUUACAGACCAUUUAAAUAAUGUCAUUAAUUGUCUCAACCUAAUUGUACACUUCAGAGGAAAUCGUUUUCCUUUAAAUAAAAAAAAGUCUUCAGCAUGGACAUGGCAGUAGUGGGAAAUGAACACAAGCAAACAAUUAAAGAAAAAGUGACGACUACUUUACAGUGUGUUCUGAAGCAAAUGGUAUGUUUCCAGUGAUGCCAGAUUUCAGAUCAGGCUCUUGCUGACUCAAUAAUUGAAAAUAAAAGAGUGAAUAAUAAUGUUUUGAAUUUUAUAUUUAUCAUUAAGAAAAAUCUUCCAAAAUACUGUAUUAGAUUUCAUGACUAAAUUUUGCAUUUACGUCAAAAAAUAUAAUAAAUCAUCCUUCAAGUCUAAUGACUUUAUUAAAGUGUGUAAUAGUACACGUUUAAAUGAAAAAUAAAAAUGACACUUUCUGUGAUUACAAAAACAAAUUAAAACUUUGGGCUGUAAUGUGUAUAUUUUUAGCCAACACUUAAAUCAUACAAAUAAUAAUUAAUUAUAAACUGUAGUAGUCUCAAAACGUCAUCACAGACUGAAACAUUACUGAAUAUCUGUACGUUGUACAUUGUUUACUGACAAAAUUAUUUGGACAGCUGAAAUUUUUGGCAAAUGCACAAUAUAUCAUGGUUUACUAACCAAAAAAAGAAGUCCCAAAAUCCAUAAGCAUUAAAAGUUAAAAAAGCACUAUGAACAAGCAUGUGAUAAAUAUUGGAAAAAUACACAAAAUAUGUAUUUCUUUUGUCAAUUUGUCUAACGCACACAUUGUGAAUAAAUGUUAAAAUCAGUUUCAGUGUUUUCUGAUACCUAAUUGGAUACCUUCGUAAAAUGCCUAAAUUAUAACUGCUGUUGAAUGUUUGUGAAAUGCAGAAUUGAAGCUAAAGUCUUCAUUGACCACUUGGUGGUAAAAAAUAAAAUAAAA